AUGGCAGUAAAAGCUAACAAAAGGAAGGAGAGUGGCAACUCUGUUGCUGCUGCUGCUGCUGCUGCAGCAGGAGCAGGAGCAGCUGCUGCUGCUGCUCCUAAGAAGAAAAGGCGUGUCGAGGCAGAAGCAGCAGCAGCAGCAGCAGCAGCAGAUUUGUCUGCACCUUCUAAUGCUGCAGCAAAAUCAAAGAAGACGAAGAAGCAAAAGCUGCCAACAAACAAGCAGCAGCAGCAGCAGCAGCAGGAGCAGCAGCAGCAGCAGGAGCAGCAGCAGGGGCCCCCCAGUGCUGCAGCAGCAAAACAGCGAAAGAAACGAAAGAAUUCAGAGCAGCAGCAGCACGAGGAAAAGCAGCAGCCGCAGCAAAAACAGCAGCAGCAGGAAAAGCAGCAGCCGCAACAAAAACAGCAGCAGCAGCGAAAGCAGCAGCAGCAGCAGAAGCAGCAGCAGCGAAAGCAGCAGCAGCAGCAAGAGCAGCAGCAGCCCACAAGCUCUAUCACCGAAGACCACAGCCUUGAAGAUAGUGAGAGCAGCGACGAAGAGAACAGCAGCAGCAGCAGCAGCAGCAGCAGCGCAGCAGCAGCAGCAGCAGCAGCAGCAAAGUUCCACCGGAGCUCUCCUGGGGCAGCGAAAGGACCUGACGCUGCAACAAGUGCAGCAGACGCAGCAGCAGCAGCAGGUGCUGCUGCUGCUGCUGCUGCUGCUGCGCAGUGGGGCCAGGGCCGCCGCUGGACUGUGCUGCUGACCUACUGCCCGCUGCUGCUGCUGCGGCGGCGCAGCAGCAGCAGCAAAAAGAAGCAGCAGCGGCAGCAGCAAGACAAGGGCUCUUCGCUGUUCACAGCAGACGACCACAAGGCCCUGGUGGAGGCCCUCACAGAUGCUGCGGGGCUCACUCAGGACAGCAGCAGCAGCAGCAGCAGCAGCAGCAGCAGCAGCAGCAGCAGCAGCAGCAGCAGCAGGAACAAGGGCCUCAACCCAGUGAUGCCGCUGGUGCGCAGAGUGCAGCAGCACCUCAAGGCUGUCUCCUCAGGAGUCUCUGCUGCUCGGGGGGCCCGCUGGUGCGCAGAGUGCAGCAGCACCUCAAGGCUGUCUCCUCAGGAGUCUCUGCUGCUCGGGGGGCCCCCCAAGAAGGUCCUGGGGGCCCCUGGGGAUGACUGUGCUGCUGCUGAAGCCAGCCGUGUUGCUGCUGCUGCUGCUGACCCCAACUGGGUUGCUGCUGCUUGCAUGCGGGCGGACGCAGUGCACCAGUGUCUGCUGAGUUUCUUGGGCGCGCCCCUAGUCAAGCUGCUGCUGCAGCAGCAGCAGCAGCAGCAGCAGCAGCAGCAGCAGCAAGGGGGGCCCCCGCUGCAGCUGCUGCUGCACACUCUCGACGGGAAGCUGCUGCGCAUCAGCCCCCACUUUCGAGUCCCCCGGACUUUUAAAGUUUUUAAAAAAGUGAUGGAAAUGGCCCUGGCCUCUCCCACGGGCCGGCUGGAGGCGCAGCAGCAGCAGCAGCAGCAGCAGCAGCAGCAGCAGCAGCAGGAGCAGCAGCAGGAGCCGCUGAUCGAGGUGCUGCAGCCCCCCUUCUGGAGACACUUCCCCGAGGGCAGCAGCUGGGUGGCCCUGUCCGAGUCCCCUCGCGCCCCUCCGGUGUCUCUACGGCCCUUCUUGCAGGGGCUGCCGGAGGCUUUGAAAUCCGAAGCAGCAGCAGCAGCAGCAGCAAGCAGCAGCAGCAGCAGCAGCAGCAGCAGCAAGGCAGCUGCAGCAGCAAGGCGGCAGCAGAAGGUGCCCCCCGUUGUCUUCGUCAUUUCUGCCUCGCCAGCCAUCGACGCCUCUCUGCUGCCUCCAGUAACAGCAAAAGACGCAGAAGACAGCAGCAGCAGCAGCAGCAGCAGCAACAGCAGCAGCAGCAGCAGCAGCAGCAGCAGCAAGGAGCAGCGGGUGAUAGCGGUGGCCCCACACUCCUACCACAUUCCCGCUGCGCUGCACUGCGAUAGGCUGCUGCACGAGCUAGGCCGCGAGACUCUGCAAGCUGCUGCUGCUGCUGCUGCUGCUGCUGCAGCAGGUAAUUCUGCUGCUGCUGCAGCAGCAGGUAAUUCUGCUGCUGCUGCUGUCAGUGGGGCUUGA
Messenger RNA from Eimeria necatrix, 2103 nucleotides. RefSeq lists its product as hypothetical. Lineage: Eukaryota; Apicomplexa; Conoidasida; Eucoccidiorida; Eimeriidae. The record is from RefSeq and is a predicted model, not a curated record. Gene Ontology annotation, molecular function: transcription cis-regulatory region binding; rRNA (pseudouridine) methyltransferase activity. Gene Ontology annotation, biological process: rRNA base methylation; regulation of transcription by RNA polymerase II. The transcript has 2 exons. Gene Ontology annotation, cellular component: nucleus. The coding region runs from base 1 to 2103 and encodes 700 amino acids.